AUGACCGGCUUUAGAGAGUUUCAGCGCCAGAGUUUACAACAGCUACGUCCAAAUUCGUUUGACCAAGAUGAUUACAACGAUUUUGAUGUGGCUGUGAAGAUAUUUGAAUCGAUGGAGCUUCCCAAUGAUACCGACUAUUACUGGGCAUGCAUCCGACAAUUUAGAGAAGAUGCAUUCUGGCGUAAGUAUUUUAUUGAUAGAGCUGACAACUUUGAAGAAAAUAUAAAACUUCUACAAGCUCUAACCGGAUUAACACGCAAUGAUGAACGUGUGGAAAAACUUUUAAGUUCGGGUAAACAUUUUGGAAGUCCAAGUUCCGGUGGUUUUCAUUCAGGUAGUCCAUCUUCUGGUGGUAAUAAUUCAUGGGGUCAAACUUCAAGUAGUCAAUGGGGCCAUGGAUUUCAACAAUGGGGAACACCACCAAAUGCUCAACAAUGGGGAGCACCACCAAAUGUUCAACAAUGGGGCACACCACCAAAUGCUCAACAAUGGGGUACACAAUCAAAUACUUCACAGUGGGGAGCACAACCAAAUAUACAACAAUGGAGUUCACCACCGUUGGCUCCACAAUGGAGAAUACCUCCAAAUAUUCAGCAAUGGAAUCCACCAACUGCUACACAAUGGGGUUCAUCAUCACAUAAUAACCAAUGGGGUUCGUCGUCAAAUACUUCACAAUGGACCCCUCCACAGAAUAUUUAA
Microthlaspi erraticum is the source of this 699-nucleotide messenger RNA. The record is from the annotation of a GenBank genome assembly. Lineage: Eukaryota; Viridiplantae; Streptophyta; Magnoliopsida; Brassicales; Brassicaceae.